Messenger RNA from Aspergillus fijiensis CBS 313.89, 482 nucleotides. Its product is annotated as Dabb family protein. The record is from RefSeq and is a predicted model, not a curated record. The coding region runs from base 16 to 351 and encodes 111 amino acids. Lineage: Eukaryota; Fungi; Ascomycota; Eurotiomycetes; Eurotiales; Aspergillaceae. The transcript is spliced from 3 exons.
GGAAUAUUAGGCAUCAUGCAGAUCUCUCACAUCGUUUUGCUUCAAUUCAAGCCGGAUGUUGGUUCGGACAUCCAAGAGAAUGUCGCUAGUCGGAUCAAGGGUCUUAAAGACUCCUGCAUUCAUCCCGAGACCGGCAAGCCGUACAUCGUCAGCAUGAAGGGCGGUGUGGAUGUCUCCAUCGAGGGGUUGCAGAAUGGCAUCAGCCAUGCGUUCGUCUCCGUGUUCGAGAACGCCAGCGAUCGCGAUUACUUCGCCAAGACGGACCCGGUGCACGUUGCCCUGGUGAAGGAUGUCUUGCAGUAUCUGAAGCGGGUGCAGGUGGUGGACUUUGUUGACGGGCAGCUGAUUUAAUGUGCUGAUAUCAUGGUACACGGUACUAUGCGGCUGGGAUAGGCAAUGCGCUGGCUGCGUUAACAUCCUCUCAAGUCUCGGUACUCAAAGACGAGUUAGUCCGGUCUAAAAUCACAUGAAUAUAGAGCGAU